CCAGACUGACAUGGCUCCUGCACCAACUCACUUCUAUCAAGGGUUCAUUGAACUCCCCUUCCUCUGGUCUGUCAUUGCUCUGUGGUGUGCUUUGCUGGGCAGUGGAUCCACAAUGAAAGGGACCCCCCCACCCUCUACUAGUGGAUCUACCGUGAAGGUGACCCAGGGACCACCCUUUGCCAGCUUCUUGCAAGAGAUGAACCUGACAUUCAGCUGCUCGCAUUCCGAUAGCUCAAGCUACAAUUUCUUCUGGUAUCGCCAGCUGCCUGGGGAGAAAGAGCUACAACAGAUUGGGGCGUUCUACUUUCAUUCUGAUAUGCUGACCGAAGAGCUCAAAAAACACAACCCAAAGGACUGGCUGAGAGGAGAAUGGUUGGAAAAAGGAAAGAAAAUGAAACUUGUUCUUCAAGGUCUGCAGCCUAGUGACACAGGGCUGUAUUUGUGUUCUGCAAGGGCCACGGUGAGAGAGGCAGGAACUGGGGCUGGUGCAAAAGUGAGUGCCAGCAACAAAUACCCCCAGCUCCUCUUAUGUGCUGCUGAAAAAGCUAAGGCACUCACUCCCCACAAUCAGUGGGCAAGCUGGCGUCAUACUCUACAACUAGGUUACACAAGCAAGCUCAGCACCAGCAACCUCACUCACACGAAGCCAGCACUAUGCAGAGCCUGCCACCACUGAUAUCUUCUCUUUCAGAGUCAUGCAGGGAAAUAAAUUGGCAGUAGAUACAGGCCAGAUGAGAAAAAGCAACCCCUCAGCCAGUGCAGAAUUAAUGCCACAAAUUGCAUUGCAAUGAAGGCCACUUGUCUAACCCCUAAACAACUUCGUGAAGGGGAGAUCCAUCCGUGGCAAUUAGUCAUGAUGUCUAUAUGGAACGUCCAUCUUAGCAAGCCAGAAUGCGACUGAAUAGCACUUGUUGGGAACCAACAGAGAGGAGGGCAGUUAUCUUCAUGAACUCUGGUUAUCAGCUUCCCAGGGACAGCUGACUGGCUACAGGGAGACAUUAGGUGGACAAGGGACACACUGAUAUGGCCUGUGCUGCCCAAGGACGCCGGACUGGAGCCUGUGUAGAAGUCAGAUCAAAACUGUUCCAGAUGCAUCUUCCUGAAAAUUCAGGCAAUUCUAAAAGACACCAUCACAACACUUGUUCUCCAGUCAAACAACAUCCACAUCGAGAACUGGCAUUUAAACCCAGACACACACAUGUGGGUCUCAUUUAUGUAUUUUGGCUAUUUGCAUAUGUUUAAUCAUUGGACUUUCUAAGCAGUGUACAUAAAGAUUCCAAAAAGACAUGCACUGGGAAAGUCUGCCCCU
This is a messenger RNA of Rhineura floridana, 1309 nucleotides long. RefSeq lists its product as uncharacterized. The record is from RefSeq and is a predicted model, not a curated record. The transcript is spliced from 2 exons. The coding region runs from base 11 to 676 and encodes 221 amino acids. Gene Ontology annotation, biological process: response to bacterium. NCBI's taxonomy places the organism in Eukaryota, Metazoa, Chordata, Lepidosauria, Squamata, Rhineuridae.